AUGGCUUUCAUCAUCCCACCAGAAAAGCUUUAUCGGUAUAAUCCUUUACCAACAGCACAAUGCAUCCGCCUCCUUCGCAUAGACUCCACGCCCACCGAACCACUCUCCUGCACCCUGGAGAUAGUGAAUCUAGACGACUCACCUCUCUACGACUGUCUAUCCUACACCUGGGGCGAUCCACUAUACCAAAAGUUCUGGCCUCCCGAAGAGCAACGCGAGAUCAACGGACUCCCUAAAUAUGAGAUUUCGCUUAAUAAUCACAAUGCCCCUGAGGACGAAGACAUGCGUAUCGGUAUUGCCGAGAACUUGUAUGAAGCGCUUAAAAGACUGUGUCGGAAUAAACAUAGGUCGCCGAGUGGGCAUGAACAUGGGUACGAGAAGCAGAGUGGGAUUUGGAUUGAUGCGGUUUGUAUCAAUCAACGCGAUCCGGUAGAACAGGCCCACCAGGUUAAUAUGAUGAGGGAUAUUUAUUCGAAGUCUUUAAGUGUUGUCGUUUGGUUAGGCCCAAAUGACCCGGAGUUGGAGACUGCACUUGAAGUGUUACACCUGCUAGCUUCUGUUCCCCAGGAUAAACUAUAUGGAGAGUUCCCAUACGAUGACAUCUUUGAAGUGGAAAUUUACAAAAGCCUCAAUAUCAGAUAUAUCGAAUCGUGGGAAUGGCAAGCUUUUGCUGCUUUCAUUCUUCGCAACUGGUUCAGCCGAAUUUGGGUAGUUCAAGAGACUUGGGCAGCUAAAAAUCUAAUAGUAUUUGUGGCAUCACAUACGCUAUUAUGGGCUUCCAUCAUUGCUGCAAUUAGAACGAUGAAAGAGUCAAGACUUGACGAACUCCUAAAUCAGCAAGUGGAGAAAACUGUCAAUGGCGACGCUACAAUAACACGGUAUAUUGGAAAUUCUAUUAGCAAUUUAGCAAUAUUUGAUGAUGUUAUUCGAGGACAGAAAGAGCUAGAUUUAGAGAGAUUAUUGGCAUCGAGUCGACAAUUCAAUGCCACAAUGCCAGAAGACAGAGUCUUUGCUGUACGAGGAAUGUGGAACCCUGGUCCGAGAGUAAAGGAAAUGACUGCCGUGGAGUGGUUAUCUAAAGAAGUAGGCAUGAAAGUGGAAGACGCAUACACUAAAGCUUCAAUCGUCUCGAUGAGAGAGCAGGGGGAUAUAAAUUUACUUUCGCUUGUGGAAGACCGUUCAACACGCAAGCUGAAGAGUUUGCCAUCAUGGGUUCCGGAUUAUAGUGUUCGACCUGUGAUGCAUCCAUUGCAAGGAAUUCCGAGACCAGAGAAGGAAUCUCAGCGUUGGAACGCAAGCCAGGGUCUAGAUUGGGUAGAGCUUAAAAAUAUUGCGGGGGAAGAUCGCGAAUUGAAUGUCAAGGGAUUUCACUUCGACCGUGUUGUUGAAUAUGCAGCCACCGAAGUAGAAAUCAGCGACAAUCAUUCAAUGCACACUGUGCUCGAACUAUUCCUGAAGGCUUUGGACACUUGCCCAGAUCAUAAUUCUCGAGAGAGGUGUCGCGAAGAGUUCUGGCGGGCACUGAUCAAGGACACAUUUCGCAACAAAGCAGCAGGAUCCGAAGCCCUCGAGGCAUUUCCAUUACUUUUCACAUACCAUCUGUGGCAAACGAAGGACGUGAUGAGGACUCUGCAAACACCUUUUUUCGAUACGGACACAGAUUCAGACUACGUCAAUGCAAGCAGAGGCGUCUCUGCUCUAGAAAAUGCUCAUGCGCGAACGCAGUCUCUAAUUUUGGAUCUCUCAUCUCGAGACGGUAUUUCAGUGGUCUCCAGCUGGGAAGAAAUGGAAAAUAUCAUAGAAUUAGGAGAACAUUUACCGAAGAUUAUGGAUAUUACGAUCGAGCAAAUAAAAUCGAGCUUUCUUUCAGCAUAUGUGGGAAGAAGAAUGUUUCGAACGAGAGAAAACCACCUUGGUAUUGCUGCUGAAUCUAUACGUCCAGAUGAUCAGGUUUGGAUCUUAGCUGGCGCUGCUGCGCCAAUGAUACUGAGAAAAGUAGAUGCUGGGAAGUGGGAACUUGUUGGUGAAGCAUAUAUUUAUGGGGUAAUGAAUGGUGAGUUGGUGCCUAAGUCAGGAGCUGGCAACGCGAUUGAAAGUCUCACACUUAUAUGA
Molecule: messenger RNA, 2112 nt
Organism: Glarea lozoyensis ATCC 20868
Lineage: Eukaryota; Fungi; Ascomycota; Leotiomycetes; Helotiales; Helotiaceae
Exons: 2
Coding region: 1-2112 (703 amino acids)
Source: RefSeq, a predicted model, not a curated record